Molecule: messenger RNA, 597 nt
Organism: Paramecium tetraurelia
Lineage: Eukaryota; Ciliophora; Oligohymenophorea; Peniculida; Parameciidae
Exons: 2
Biological process (GO): DNA repair
Source: RefSeq, a predicted model, not a curated record
AUGUUUUUCGCUCCUCAAUUUCAAGAGUUCAUGGAAAAAGAAAAAUCCAUCUACUCCUCUUUGUAAAAACAUCUUGAUAUAAUAUUAGCUGAUCAAUUAGAUUUCACAUAUCAUUCUGUGUUUCAACUAUUCUGCCAUAUAUCCAUUCUACACAAUACCCAAGCCACUGUUUUUUAAGCUCUUAUGAAAAUGAUGGGUAGUUUGGUCGAAUAAAAUAAAUAGUAAAAACUUAAUGAUUUACUUCUUAUCGAUAAUCAACCAAAAUCAGCUAAAAUUUUAUAACCAAAUUUUUUUGAAAUAUUCGAAGAUAGGUAAACUCAAUCAUCCAAAACCCAUAAAUUAUAAAAAACUAAUGAAGAAUAGAAGAAGUUUUCUAUUUAGACUGAGGUCGAACUUCCAAAGGAGAAGGUGUUUAGAGAAGUCGUUAAAAAUAGAAAAGAAAGAUAAUAAAUGGAUGCCCAUUAAUGCGAGGAAUGUGAAAGAUUUUACAAAGCCUUGCCGAAUAAUAAUUAAACGGAAAAAUUAAAACAGGAUUACUCGAGGCAUCGAAUGAAUCAUAAGAUAAAUCAAGAAAAAUUAUUAUUAACUCCAGAAUGA